Molecule: messenger RNA, 2202 nt
Organism: Plutella xylostella (diamondback moth)
Lineage: Eukaryota; Metazoa; Arthropoda; Insecta; Lepidoptera; Plutellidae
Gene: AdipoR
Product: adiponectin receptor
Biological process (GO): adiponectin-activated signaling pathway
Cellular component (GO): plasma membrane
Molecular function (GO): signaling receptor activity
Source: RefSeq, a predicted model, not a curated record
AGCAUCAGUCAUAAAGUCUUAUGUAAUCUUAUAAAAAAGAGAAUACCCCUAGGCCUUUUACUACCGCUUUUUAUUCAUUCUUGAACCAAAAAAAUACAACUAUUGAAUACAACAGUCAUGUUCAUAACUAAUCUGACUCACUCAUAUCAUUCAUCGAUCUAACUAAAGAUAGGGAUGGGUAGAGGUGAAACGUCAAGUUGACAGAUCCAUUGAAGUGAGCAAAUGCAAGUUUCGUGAAAGAAAGAAAUUAAAAAUGGUGACUCGCGUGCAGCAGGAGGUCGUCUGCAGCUGAUCGGCGUCUAUCCCGUUAUGAGCGUCGACCUUUGAACUAAAAACUUAUCUCAACCGCAGUGGAAAGCAGCUAAAUCGAUAACGUUUACAAAACAUUGUGUGAAACGAGUGCGUCGUCGUUAGUGACGUAAUAAGAAAUCUCGGUAAACAGUGUGCGUGUCGCAAGAAGGUCACGACGUUUCCUUCCCUCCGUCUGAUGGUGAUUAGUGUUGUUGAGCUCUGACACCGCCAGGAUGUGGGAGGCGGACUCGGACGGGCGCAGCGCGUCGUCGGACGGGCUGCGGCGGCGGCAGGCAUGGGACCCGGACGUGGCCAGCCUGGCCAGCCAGCUCGACGAGCUGGACGAGGUGUUGGCCGAGGAGGAGGACGGCUGCGCACUGCCCUCCACGCCCGAGGACCAGCAGCUCCUCGACGCUGAGAUGGCGGAGGUGCUGAAAGCGGGAGUGCUGUCCGACGAGAUCGACCUGGGCGCGCUGGGGCACAACGCGGCGGAGCAGGCCGAGGAGUUCGUGCGCAAGGUGUGGGAGGCGUCGUGGAACGUGUGCCACUUCCGCCACCUGCCGCGCUGGCUGCAGGACAACGACUACCUGCACAAGGGCCACCGGCCCCCGCUGCCGUCGUUCAGCGCGUGCUUCGCCUCCAUCUUCCGCAUCCACACCGAAACCGGCAACAUCUGGACUCAUCUGCUUGGCUGUGUUGCGUUCAUCGGAGUAGCUGUCUUCUUCCUGACGCGGCCAUCUAUUGAGAUACAGACACAGGAGAAACUCAUCUUUGGUGUGUUCUUCAUGGGUGCUAUCGUCUGCCUCGGCUUCUCGUUUGCCUACCACACCCUGUACUGCCACUCUGAAAUGGUGGGGAAGCUCUUCUCGAAGCUGGAUUACUGUGGAAUAGCUCUGCUGAUUAUGGGUUCCUUUGUUCCAUGGCUGUACUAUAGUUUCUACUGUCAUUACAGGCCGAAAAUUAUUUAUUUAUCUGUAGUGAUUGUCUUAGGAAUCUUGUCCAUCAUAGUAUCCCUGUGGGACCGUUUCUCUGAGCCACGCUUGAGACCUCUGCGUGCGGGGGUGUUCAUGGGCUUCGGUCUAUCAGGGAUAGUACCUGCAAUCCACUAUGGCAUCACAGAGGGCUGGUUCAGCCAGGUUAGCAAGGCCUCCCUGGGCUGGCUAGUGCUGAUGGGUCUACUGUACAUCCUGGGGGCCAUGUUCUACGCCCUGCGUGUGCCGGAGCGCUGGUUCCCAGGCAAGUGUGACAUCUGGUUCCAGUCGCACCAGAUCUUCCAUGUGCUUGUGAUCAUGGCCGCCUUCGUGCACUACCACGGCAUCAGUGAACUGGCAUCAUACCGUGUUACUGUUGGUGAAUGUUCUAUGCCCCCAUCCAAUAUCGCAUUCUAGCCUACUCAGUAUCAACAUGUGAUAGUAGACCAUAGAUAAAUAUAAGUAGAUACAUAACAGGUUCAGAAGCCUCUUAUUUUACCAGUUUUUGAAUCACUUUAUAUAUUUACAGACUGAAGACAGGCUGUCUAUAAAUAACAACUAAGCUGUGAGGCUGAAAAUACGAACUUCAUAUAUAUUUUUUAAAUUUGAAUAAUUAUUGAUUUGUUUAUGUAAAAUAUAACAUUGUGGUUUUUUACGCUGACCUUUAAUGUAGGUUUUUAUUUAUUGUUAAAUUAAGAGAGUUAAUAACUAAAAAAAUGCUGCCAGUUUGUUGAAAUAUUGCUAGAGUGUUGUAGGUUCAAGGUCUAUUCUACUGCAGAUCAGUCCAUGGACUCACUGUAACAUACAAUCUGAAACAGUCAAUGGGUGGGUGCUUCCUCAAAGGCUUUUGGGCUUUGCCAUAGUCUCUACUCUAGGCAAGAUGUCUCUUUUUUCCUAUCAGUGUUGACAAUUUACCUAAACUCUUAAUAGCCUUGGCUCC